UUGGGAUCCGAAUACGAAACCCAUCAAAUCCUCUCUCUGCAUUUCCUUUCAAUCUGACGACAAAAUAUCCAGUUGUUCAAAUGGGAGCUCAAUAUUUAGAAACCAAAGAUGAACCGAUCGAGAACUACCGAAUUCUAAAGGUGAAGGAAUCCCUCUCCAAACCCUUCCAAUAUGUAUUGGCAUGUAAGGAAUUGAGUUUUCUUCUGAAAAAUGGAUACUCACAAUUCCCCAAAUAUCUUCAAUCCCUUCUUUUUCACGACACCGUUUUCGCCUUCACCCUCCUCCCCGAGAUGCCGACGCAAUCUGCAAUCUCGGCUGCUAAUUCUCUCCUGCAAAGUGCGGAAUACGCUUUGCCGAAGCAAAAACGAGCGAUUGCGGUUAAGGAGUACAAACACGCCAUUGUUGCCUCUAAGAGAAAGUCCAGGACAAAUCAACACGAUGAAGAUUUGACUCUGCCUCCACAGGAUGUUCUUGUACACAUAUUUAGCUUCUUAGAUGUUCAGUCUCUAGCUUCUGCUUCUGAAGUUUGCCGGUCAUGGAAUAGUGCAGCUUGUGAAAACCAUCUCUGGAAAUCGUUAUAUGUUAUUUACUUUUCCAAUUCCGACGUCGUCACAAAGGGCGGUGGAGUUAAGAAUCAUCGAGUGACGAAGAACGAAGACAAUUCCGGGAUUGGUAUUGACUGGAGACGUGCAUUCAAAUCAUCCUACAAAGAGACUUGUCGUAGGAAAUUUAAAUCUCACAGGGGAUGCUGUUAUAGAUGCCGUUCAAUUGUUUGGAUAAGUAGCAACCAGUGUUGUAAUAAACUCGAUUUAAAAGAUGGCAGCCGACACCAAAUCAAGCUUUUGUCAGCGCCUCAGAUUGUUGAUUAUAUUUUUGGAGGGAUGCCGGUACAAGAAUCUUCUUCAGAUAGUGACAGUGAUAUCGAGGAUGAUUCUUUUCUCAAGCUGUGGGCAUUUCCUAGACAAAUUAGCGGGUAAUCCUAUGACAAAACCAUAAAAACGAAACAAUGGAUACACUACGACUGUUUUUUUGUAUAUCGAUAUAUAGUAGUUCCCUUCCAUGGAUAAAUGUUGUUUUUGUGCAAGGGUGAAUGAUAAUUUUAAGAAUAUUUUGAUGCCAGGGAAUGAAAAUCACUUGCAGUAA
Molecule: messenger RNA, 1143 nt
Organism: Erythranthe guttata (spotted monkey flower)
Lineage: Eukaryota; Viridiplantae; Streptophyta; Magnoliopsida; Lamiales; Phrymaceae
Product: F-box family protein
Molecular function (GO): protein binding
Source: RefSeq, a predicted model, not a curated record